Epithele typhae is the source of this 444-nucleotide messenger RNA. Its product is annotated as immunomodulatory protein. The coding region runs from base 1 to 444 and encodes 147 amino acids. The record is from RefSeq and is a predicted model, not a curated record. The transcript has a single exon. Lineage: Eukaryota; Fungi; Basidiomycota; Agaricomycetes; Polyporales; Epitheliaceae.
AUGCAGUUCAAGAUCGCCUCCCUCGCCCUCCUCGCCGCCUUCCUCGCCCCGACCGCCCUCGCCCACCCCGGUGCUCGCACCGACACCGUCCCCGUCACCUACGACAACACCUACGACAACCCCAGGGGCUCGCUCAACAGCGUCGCCUGCUCCAACGGCGUGAACGGGCUCGUCACCAAGGGCUACACCAUCUUCGCCUCCCUCCCCAACUACCCCUACAUCGGCGGCGGCUUCCCCGUCCCGGGCUGGAACAGCACGGAGUGCGGCUCGUGCUGGACGAUCUACUACGAGGGCAAAAACAUCAACGUCACCCUCGUCGACACCGCCGGACGCGGGUUCAACAUCGCGGAGAAGGCCCUCAAUGUGCUCACGAACGGGCGGGCGGCGCAGCUCGGGCGCAUCGACGCGACGUUCGCCCGCGCGCCUGCUGAGGCGUGCGCUUGA